Molecule: messenger RNA, 1274 nt
Organism: Alexandromys fortis (reed vole)
Lineage: Eukaryota; Metazoa; Chordata; Mammalia; Rodentia; Cricetidae
Gene: Anxa10
Product: annexin A10
Exons: 12
Coding region: 126-1100 (324 amino acids)
Cellular component (GO): cytoplasm
Molecular function (GO): calcium ion binding; calcium-dependent phospholipid binding
Source: RefSeq, a predicted model, not a curated record
GUGCACAUAUUUAAAUUUGGCAGUACAGUGAACAUCAGCCAUUCUGACCACAAAGGGAACAAACUUACAUUUGGUUUCUUUACUGAAAUUCUUGUGAUCUACACUGGUUGCUCACUCUCUUCAAAAUGUUCUGCGGGGACUAUGUUCAAGGAACCAUCUUCCCAGCUCCAAAUUUCAAUCCUGUGAUGGAUGCCCAAAUUCUAGGGGGAGCACUCCAAGGAUUUGAAUGUAACAAAGACUUGCUGAUUGACAUCUUAACACAACGCAGCAAUGCACAGCGGCAGAUGAUAGCUGGGGCCUACCAGAGCAUGUAUGGCAGGGACCUGAUUGCAGAUCUGAAGGAGCAACUUUCAUCUCACUUCAAAGAAGUGAUGGUGGGCCUGAUGUACUCCCCACCAGCUUACGAUGCUCAUGAACUCUGGCACGCCAUGAAGGGUGCAGGCACUGAUGAGAACUGCCUCAUUGAAAUAUUAGCUUCAAGAACAAAUGGAGAGAUUUUCCAGAUGCGAGAAGCAUACCUUUUACAAUACAGCAAUAACCUUCAAGAGGACAUUUAUUCAGAGACCUCGGGACACUUCAGAGAUACUCUCAUGAACUUGGUUCAGGGAAACAGAGAGGAAGGAUAUGCAGAUCCUGCCAUGGCUGCUCAGGAUGCAAUGGUCCUGUGGGAAGCUUGCCAGCAGAAGACUGGGGAGCAUAAAACUAUAAUGCAGAUGAUCCUAUGCAACAAGAGCUCCCCACAGCUCUGGCUGGUUUUCCAGGAAUUUCAAAAUAUUUCUGGCCAAAGCCUGGUGGAUGCCAUCAAUGACUAUUACGAUGGCUACUUCCAAGAGCUGCUGGUUGCAAUUGUUCGCUGUGUCCAGGACAAAGCAAGCUAUUUUGCAUAUAAAUUAUACAGAGCAAUCCAUGACUUUGGCUUCCAUAAUAAAACUGUCAUCAGGAUUCUAAUCGCCAGAAGUGAAAUAGACCUAAUGACCAUAAGGAAACGUUACAAAGAGAGAUUUGGGAAAUCCUUGUUUCAUGAUAUCAGAAAUUUUGCUUCAGGGCACUAUGAGAAAGCACUGCUCGCCAUAUGUGCUGGUGAUGUGGAAGACUACUAAAAUAAGUAAAAAAUGGGAGAACUCACAGGUCUUGUAACCCUCCUUACAGUCGCCUCAGAUACAGACUGUGGAACCUGCGCUGUUAUUGACACUGAAAUGCAACUAUAGAAUCAUAUUUCUCUUCUAUCUCUAAAAUUAUUCUGAGAAAAAACUACUGUUGAAAAUGUAAUCCUG